UUCAAACUCCCAAGAAAACCUCUUACUUUAUAUUGACUAGAGAUUACAAAUAGUCUCUACUAUUCUUCUUCACAUUUCUACUUUUAUGUUCUUAUCCCUAUAACCCCCUAUAUACCUUUUUCUUUAACAAAAAGCCUAUUCUGAACCCUUCCUUUUUAUACACAUGAAUACAUGCAAAUCAUAAGGUACUCAUGAUAUAAUCACAACACAUAAACCUUUAAGCUUUGAUUUUCUCUCUUUUCAAGAAAAUUAAAACUUCCCUUUUUUCAGUUCAAAAUCGAUAUGACAACGGAUACAGUACUUUCGACGGUCCCUGAUCUUUCUUUACAGAUCAGCUUACCAUCUUCUAUUUUAAAAAGUAAUCAGUUUAAAGAAGAGGUGAGAUUCGAUUCCACGACAGAUUCGGGUAGCAGUGCUAGUGGAGGAAGCGAUUUGAGCCAUGAAAAUACCGGUUUUUUUCAUCCGGAGAUCAAAAAAGUGUUUAAUCUUCCUUUUAUUCCGUCUUUUGAACCAACCCUAAGUUUAGGGUUCGGGCAAGUACCAAUAAAUAAAAAUUUUCAAUAUCAUCAUCAGCAUUAUCAGCCACAAAUAUACGGGCGCGAGUUCAAGAGAAGUUCGAGAUUGAUUAGUGGAGUGAAAAGAAGCGUUAGAGCUCCGAGAAUGAGAUGGACUUCAACUCUUCAUGCUCAUUUUGUUCAUGCCGUUCAGCUCCUAGGCGGACAUGAACGAGCAACACCAAAAUCCGUGCUAGAGUUGAUGAAUGUGAAAGAUCUAACCUUAGCUCAUGUGAAGAGUCACUUACAGAUGUAUAGAACAGUGAAGAGCACUGACAAAGCUACAGCUAAAGGGCAGGGAGAAAUUAAGAUAUUUUUGAACCAAAACAAUGGGAUUAAUAAUGGUGAAUACGAAAAAUCUUUUGAGGAGAUUGAUGCAUUAUCACAACCAAGUACCAUAUCACAAAAUAUGUCUCAUUUGAGGUGAGUGCAUUUGCAACUAUAUGACUUUUUAUUAUCUUCUGACUUUGUUUGAAAUUAUUAUAUUACAUUUAUAUGCUACAAACAUUUUCAUAUCUUCCAUUAUUACAAAUUGGAAAACAAGCUACUACUCUACUAUAUAUAUUAAUGGGUUACUGACAUGUACGCAUAUGAAAUAGAUAAGGACCAACCUAGGUAUAUCAAUCAAUAAUGAAAUUCGUGGUUAAUCUGUUACUAAAUAACUUGUUGGUAAUAGUUAAUCUAUCGUUAAAUAAAUUUAAUGGUAGAAGUUGUCUAUCAAACGAUAAAAAUUGUCAGUUGCUAAUUUCUUAGUUAACGAAUUCUUAAAUAUAGUAUUGUGGACAACUGUUUUAAGGCAUGUAUAUAUAGUUAUAUAUAGCAUAAUACUAUGUGAAGUAAUUAAUAGCAUCAUGUGGAUAAAUUAAUAAUCAAUUGGAGGGGGAAGCAGACAUGCACAACCAAAAAUGCCUU
This is a messenger RNA of Solanum tuberosum (potato), 1466 nucleotides long. Its product is annotated as probable transcription factor KAN4. Gene Ontology annotation, biological process: abaxial cell fate specification; regulation of DNA-templated transcription. The record is from RefSeq and is a predicted model, not a curated record. NCBI's taxonomy places the organism in Eukaryota, Viridiplantae, Streptophyta, Magnoliopsida, Solanales, Solanaceae. Gene Ontology annotation, molecular function: transcription cis-regulatory region binding. Gene Ontology annotation, cellular component: nucleus. The coding region runs from base 283 to 981 and encodes 232 amino acids. The transcript has 4 exons.